Dermacentor silvarum is the source of this 1836-nucleotide messenger RNA. RefSeq names its product NADH dehydrogenase [ubiquinone] flavoprotein 2, mitochondrial (gene ND-24). The coding region runs from base 322 to 1050 and encodes 242 amino acids. The record is from RefSeq and is a predicted model, not a curated record. Lineage: Eukaryota; Metazoa; Arthropoda; Arachnida; Ixodida; Ixodidae. Gene Ontology annotation, biological process: mitochondrial electron transport, NADH to ubiquinone. Gene Ontology annotation, molecular function: NADH dehydrogenase activity. The transcript has a single exon.
ACGGGAUCGGAACCGUGCACGAGUGUUGCACAACUACGUAUACUUUCUCCUCCCGUAACGUUCACGUCUGUCCGUCUCCAGCACUAUUUGCACGUCCAUCGAAGACACGAAGCGAUCUUCUGCAAAGGUUCGUACGAAAGGCAAACCGUUCACAGUCGUCUCAACUGCCCGCGGCUGCUCGCUAGCGUUUCCAAUUAACCGCGGCGGCGGCAACAAACGCAUCGCCGCUCGAACCACUUCUGUACCAAGAGUGCACGAAAAACGCUCGGCGAGCGAGGGCAUCGCAAAGUCACACACAGCUGCACCCCCGAAACGAGCGAGAUGCAGCGAGCCAGCCGGUGGGCAGUGCGGACAGCGUCUCUCUGGCGGCAGAGCCUUCGCGGCGUGUCGGGCUCGGCGGCGCUGCGCAGCGACCAACUGUUCGUGCACCGCGACGACGAGCACAACAACGCCAAGGUCAAGUUCGAGUUUACGCCCGAGAACGCCAAGCGCGCCGAGGCGAUCACCAGCAUCUACCCGGAGGGCCACAAGAACGCCGCGGUCAUCCCGCUGCUCGACCUGGCGCAGCGGCAGCACGGCUGGCUGCCGCUGACCGCCAUGCACUACGUGGCCGACUACCUGGGCAUGCCGCGUAUGCGCGUCUACGAGGUGGCCACCUUCUACACCAUGUUCAUGCGGCAGCCCGUGGGCCGCUACCACGUCCAGGUGUGCACCACGACUCCGUGCAUGCUGCGCGGCGCCGAGGACAUUCAGGCGUGCGUGGAACGCAAGCUGGGCAUCCGGCCGGGCGAGACCACGUCCGACGGCCUGUUCACGCUCAGCGUGGUCGAGUGCCUGGGCGCCUGCGUCAACGCGCCCAUGCUCCAGGUCAACGACGACUACUACGAGGACCUGCAGGCCAAGGACGUCGAGGAGCUGCUGGACGCGUUCCGGCGCGGCGAAAGGCCCAAGCCCGGCCCGCGCAGCGGACGCUUCUCGUGCGAGCCGGCCAACGGCCUGACGUCGCUCACCGAGCCGCCCAAGGGGCCCGGUUUCAAGGUGCGACCCUGACCUGUAGUCGCAGAAGAACCAGGAGUGUUUUUUUUUUUUAUAUUAAAGAAAAAUCUGUUAAGCGCGCGACCCCCCUCCCGUAAGCUUGACCCGGCCGUUCGUGUGGUCACUGCCUGUCCGAGCUGCCGCUUCGCCGUCGCCGUCUGUACGAGCGCUGGUUGCGGAAGUUGCAUCGGGGCCUCUUGAACUCCGGUCGGCCAGCACGCUCGCUGGCGGGGCUGCGAAUGGAGAAAGGGCAAACGCUGCACUCGCCUCUUUUAUUUUGGCGGCAAGUGACCCCUCCCCGCUGGGCAUGUGUGUAUACAAUCUGUGCCCUCUUGGUAGCGCCCACUUGCAAAGUUCUCGCUAGUUCUCUCUGAAAGACAUUGGGAAACACCGGGUGUGUGUACUUGCCAGCACCUCAAUACACAUGUAGGUUUUUUCAAGUUGCGAAAUAAAGCCCCAAGUGACCGUUCGGUGCAGCAUUGUGCACUACCGACCCUUGCUCACAAGGUGCUUCUUGGUAUUGACUUCACCUAGAUCAAUGCAUGCUGUUUACGCUCUAGGAACAGUGUGCAUUUUCUGUUUUUGGCCUUGCUAGGAAAAAACAGUAAUAGGGUACAUAAGCACAAUAUGCUGGACAAACAGAAAAGGAUAAGUGCUGCUAUCAACUAUUUAAUAACAGUGCUAUCGCAUGCAUCCCAUCACAUCACCAUGUCACCACACAAAACUAUGACAUAAACAAUAUGCACAUCAGUGUGCCAUUCAUGAAUCCAUACUGGAAGUGUGAAACCUUGUAGAGGCAUU